Phodopus roborovskii (desert hamster) is the source of this 2239-nucleotide messenger RNA. It is a transcript of the gene Tpm4, whose product is annotated as tropomyosin 4. Gene Ontology annotation, cellular component: actin filament. Gene Ontology annotation, biological process: muscle contraction; actin filament organization. Lineage: Eukaryota; Metazoa; Chordata; Mammalia; Rodentia; Cricetidae. The coding region runs from base 77 to 823 and encodes 248 amino acids. The record is from RefSeq and is a predicted model, not a curated record. Gene Ontology annotation, molecular function: actin filament binding. The transcript has 8 exons.
CCCCGGCGUGGCCAAGGCUCGCGGGCCCGGGCGCGGCCGCCCAGCUGUCGCCGGAGCCCAGCGGAGCGAGCGCGCCAUGGCCGGCCUCAACUCGCUGGAGGCGGUGAAGCGCAAGAUCCAGGCCCUGCAGCAGCAGGCGGACGACGCGGAAGACCGCGCGCAGGGCCUGCAGCGCGAGCUGGACGGCGAGCGCGAGCGGCGCGAGAAAGCGGAAGGAGAUGUGGCCGCUCUCAAUCGCCGCAUCCAGCUGGUGGAGGAAGAACUGGACCGGGCUCAGGAGCGACUGGCCACAGCCCUGCAGAAGCUGGAGGAGGCAGAGAAGGCUGCAGAUGAGAGUGAGAGAGGCAUGAAAGUGAUAGAGAACCGAGCCAUGAAAGAUGAGGAGAAGAUGGAGAUCCAGGAGAUGCAGCUCAAAGAGGCCAAGCACAUUGCCGAGGAGGCUGACCGCAAAUAUGAGGAGGUAGCUCGUAAGUUAGUCAUCCUGGAGGGCGAGCUGGAGAGAGCAGAGGAGCGUGCGGAAGUGUCCGAACUAAAGUGUGGCGAUCUGGAAGAGGAGCUCAAGAAUGUCACCAACAACCUGAAGUCACUGGAGGCUGCAUCUGAAAAGUAUUCUGAAAAGGAGGAUAAAUAUGAAGAAGAAAUUAAGCUUCUGUCUGACAAGCUGAAGGAGGCUGAGACCCGAGCUGAGUUUGCAGAGAGGACAGUUUCUAAACUGGAGAAGACAAUCGAUGACCUGGAAGAAAAACUUGCCCAGGCCAAAGAAGAGAAUGUGGGCUUACAUCAGACACUGGAUCAGACACUAAAUGAACUUAACUGUAUAUAACCCAAACCAGAAGAGUCCUGUGUUCUGACACCAACGACUCCAGAGAGUAUGCCAUGUCUUCCUCUCUUGUAAGAAGUUCCUCUUGUUACUGUGUCUUCACCUUGUUGAAAAUGCCAAGCACAUAAUGAAUUCAUGACCAAAUAUUUUGUAUCAGACAAGCUUUGAGCACCAUUUAAUUUUCUUUCCUUUUCCUUUCAAUGUCACCAGCUUCUUCAGCUAUUCUCAUUCUUAAAUUGCAUUUAUUCCUAAAAUAGGCAGGGAAUUUCACACUGAGUGUAGUUGCUUAAGGCUGAGGGAAUUUGGUUCCUGGGAAUUAGUCAGCUCCAUACUUUCAAACACAGGCUCAAAUAUCUGAUAGUAUCUGGUCGCUGUUGGAGAAGUUAUGGGAGGCUGGGGGUGUUAUAAGAAAAAGUGGGAAUUUUCCACCCAGAACAAAAAUUAAAAACAGGCUAGUAUGGAAGUCAAGCCAUAGCUAGAUAGGCAUGAUCAUGCUGAGUCAGCUCCACACUCCACUGUGCAGAACAAACUUCCUUUAAGCAUUCCAAGUGGGACGCUGAGGUGAUUGCCCAUCUGUCUUCCAGGAAAGCCUUGAUAUUGUUCCAUGCACUUUUUUCUUUUAUUCCAAAAUUGUUCUCUGAGGAGCAAGUGUCUUAUUCCAGGACUUAUCUGCUAUGAUCUAAUGACAUGCUCAAUAGAGCCAGUGGCAAAAUCCAAUACUUUCCAGAUCAACCAUGUCAAAUACUGCUAGCAAAGCCAGGCACAUUGGUGCACACCUUUAGUCCCAGCACUCAGGAGGCAGAGGCAGGAGGGUCUUUAAGUUCCAGGCCAGCCUGGUCUACAGAGUGAGGUCCUGUCUUGAAUAGUAAACAAAAAGACUGCUGGUCAUCAAUACAUUGAGUAGACUGUUCUAAUAUCUACAGUUGGGGUGAAAAACAAGGUUGUUCCAGCAGCAAAAUGUAGAAAAAGAAGUUGGUUUAACUUCAUCUCCAUUGUUCAGGGAACAACAAACAGAAGCUUGACUUUGCCAAGACUUGAAUUCCUUCGGGAAUGACACUAGUACAAGACCAAGAAACUCCUGAUUGAACUGGAUGGGAGUAUUCUGUAGGCUGCACAUUUUUGGGGGGUUGUUGUAGUUUUGCUUUCUAAGUUACCAUCUCAGACUGAAACAUUCCACAUGCCCUAGCAGUGUGGGGACAACUUGAGUUUACAAUUCCAACUGAAAAUUACCCUGCUUCUAGCUUAUCUGAACCCCUGCCCCUCACUCCUAUUUAUUAAGCAUCACACUACCAGGAAGAUGAACUUUUAGCAAACUGUGCAAUUGAAUAAAACCUACUCUGUUCUUUAGAUUCUUGCAAUUGUAUAUGUGAUAAUACCACUUUUUCUACAUUUUGGUCAAAUAAAUUUUUACAUAAACAA